Molecule: messenger RNA, 1549 nt
Organism: Numida meleagris (helmeted guineafowl)
Lineage: Eukaryota; Metazoa; Chordata; Aves; Galliformes; Numididae
Gene: MYL4
Product: myosin light chain 4
Exons: 6
Coding region: 378-1292 (304 amino acids)
Cellular component (GO): myosin II complex
Molecular function (GO): calcium ion binding
Source: RefSeq, a predicted model, not a curated record
AUUGCCCUGCCCCACGGAUGGCAUUCGAUGUGGGGACUGUUCUACAGCAGGAGGUGGGAAAGAGCCCUGGUGGGAGGGGGAGGCAGGAGAGGAGGCGGAAGUGGCUGGGAGCAGCGUGGGGAUUUGGCUGGGAUUGAGGCUGCAGGGUGCGGGGAUGCUGCUCCUUGCUCUGUGCUGGGUGCCCCCGCAGUAAAUCAGGACAUCAGAGAGUGCCCAGGGACCUGCAGGCAGCGACAGCCCUCCCUGGCACCCCCGGGUGUCACCUGCAGUGAUAGGAACAUUGUGAGGUCAAUGGGAGCACAGGGACACAGGGAUCCUCGCCAUUGACUCCGUGGGCACAGAUUCAGGGGCGGUGACGUUCAGUAGAAGCUACAAAGAUGCCAAGUAAAAAACCCAAAGCCCCGGGCAAGAAUUCCCAGCAAACCCAACGAAAUAUCCACCAGCCCGUUGGGUCUCCAUCACCGCAUGGGGACCAUGACCGCCCCAUCCCGCCCACCAGCUGCUCCGCUUUCAGCCAGCUAUUGCUGGGCAUCAUCAAAGAGAUGGACCAGAACCUGGAACUCAUUAAUGCCAUGACCAUUAAGCUCUCAGCUCUGAGCGUCCACGUGGACCGGCUGGAAGGGCUGAUCACAAACUUGGCCCUGUUGGCUGUUGGGAGGCAGCAGGAUGGAAUCCAGCAACGUGCAGAGCGUCUGCUGUGGGAAAAGCAAUGCCCGCCCGCCUGCGUGGGGCUGCUGGGGAGACGGGCUCUGGCCACCAGGUUUGGGGCCCAUGGUUUGCGCCAGAAAUGCAAGGAAUUGGGGGGUCUUGAAGAACUGGGUUCUCCACGUUUUGCACCUCAACAGCAGCGAGGAACCAGAGAGUUCAAGGAAGCCUUCAGCCUGUUUGACCGGACGCCCACGGGAGCCAUGCAGAUCACCUACGCGCAGUGCGGGGACGUCCUACGGGCACUGGGUCACAACCCCACCAACGCCGAGGUCCUGAAGGUGCUGGGCAAGCCUAAACCAGAAGACAUGAACACGAAGAUGCUGGACUUUGAGACCUUCCUCCCCAUCCUGCAGCACUUCACCCGCAACCGGGAGCAGGGCACCUUCGAGGACUUCGUGGAAGGGCUGCGCGUCUUCGACAAGGAGGGCAACGGGAUGGUGAUGGGGGCAGAGCUGCGCCAUGUGCUGGUCACGCUGGGGGAGAAGAUGACAGAAAGCGAGGUGGAGCAGCUCAUGGCAGGACAAGAAGACGCCAACGGCUGCAUCAACUACGAAGCUUUUGUCAAGCACAUCAUGUCUGGCUGAGCCGAGGAACUUCAGGUUCUUGGAGGUGAUGGAAUCCACCCGAGCACCACAAACCAUGAGAUUCCUACAUCCAUGUCCCCCCUUCCCCAGACAUCCCCAGAAGGCAGAGGAUUUCCACAAGCACACAGCCAGCCUCCAUGAACGCCCCAAUGUGUAUACAAUGGGACAAGUCUGAACCUUGUUCUAAGUCUUAAAUUAUUCUUUUCAGGUUUUUCCUGUGCCAUUGGCAUCAUUAAACUUCAUUCCAUCCUCCCGUA